AUGAAGAUCGACGUACACCACCACUUCUAUCCCCCAGCCUUUCGUGAGGCUCUCGAUGCCGCCGGCGGAGACCCCUCGGGCUGGUACAUCCCUCCCUGGACUCUGGACCUCGAUAGGGAGAUCAACGAGAUCAUGAACGUCUCAACGACCAUUCUCAGCGUCACAGCCCCCGGUCCAGUCAUUGCCAAAGUACCCUCAGCGGCCGCGAAGCUCGCCCGUGAGUGCAACCGCUACGCCGCCGAGAUCCGCGACGCAUCGCCCAAGGAGUACGGUUUCUUCGCCUCGGUGCCCUCGCUAUUCGACACCGAGCUCGCGCUCGAAGAGAUCCGGUACGCGUUGGACGUGCUCAACGCCGACGGGGUGACACUCUUUACCCGCUACGGCCAGGGCCCGAAUUACCUCGGCCACGAGGCCUUCGCACCGAUCUGGGCUGAGCUCAGCCGGCGCAAGGCCGUGGUCUUCAUCCAUCCCACUCACCCCCAGGAUACAGCCCUGAUCAACCCGGCCAUGCCGCAGCCGAUGUUCGACUAUCCCCAUGAAACUGGUCGGACCGCGAUGGACCUAAUCACCUCCGGUCGCCUGCGCCAACACCCUGGCUGCAAAGUGAUCCUCUCUCACGCGGGCGGCACCCUGCCCUACCUCAUCCACCGCGCCGCAACCAUGCUCCCCUGUAUGCCGCCAGACCGUAACAUCGGUCUCUCGCGUGAUGAGAUCCUCGAGACGGCGCGGGAGUUCUACUUUGACACCGCCAUCUCCGCGAACGAGGUCACCCUGGCGGCGUUGACUACUUUUGCCAAGGAGGGGCAUAUCCUGUUUGGGAGCGACUUCCCGAAUGCUCCCCGGGAUGCGAUCGUUCGGUUCACUCGCUUCGUGGAAGAGGAGGCAUUGCCGCAUGGAGUUACGGUGGAGGGGCUGAAGGAGAAUGCGCUGCAGUUGUUUCCCCGCCUCCAGUAG
Molecule: messenger RNA, 954 nt
Organism: Aspergillus homomorphus CBS 101889
Lineage: Eukaryota; Fungi; Ascomycota; Eurotiomycetes; Eurotiales; Aspergillaceae
Product: amidohydrolase family protein
Exons: 2
Coding region: 1-954 (317 amino acids)
Biological process (GO): secondary metabolic process
Cellular component (GO): cytoplasm; cytosol
Molecular function (GO): hydrolase activity; carboxy-lyase activity
Source: RefSeq, a predicted model, not a curated record